This is a messenger RNA of Lutra lutra (Eurasian river otter), 707 nucleotides long. RefSeq lists its product as uncharacterized. The transcript is spliced from 4 exons. The coding region runs from base 1 to 627 and encodes 208 amino acids. The record is from RefSeq and is a predicted model, not a curated record. Lineage: Eukaryota; Metazoa; Chordata; Mammalia; Carnivora; Mustelidae.
AUGUGGCCUGGGGAGGCCAGCUGUGGGCGGGCGGACUGGCCCGGAUGCAGCUGGAGGUCCCGAGCCCAGCCCAGUUCGCCGCAGCCCCGGCUUCGGGCCAUCUCGAGACCUAAACUUCAAGCACGGCCCUCAGGAGGUCACACACACAGAAGCAGCCGGGGACAGCCCAUCUCGCUAACAGCCCAGCCCCGCCAGCACAGUCGAAGACUUAUUUUUAGUCCCCAAAUAGGGGCAGCACUCGAUAUCUGGGAGAGGGAAGAAAGCAGCUCCCCUGGGAGCAACCAAGCUCCGGCUGGACCCCGGGCGGGUGGCAGCACCGCCCCCGGGCCUGGGCCGAGCCUCAGAGCCGCGGAUCUCGGCCGGUCGGUGGAGAGGACUGCCUGGCAGGGCCUGGGCAGGGCGCCGAGGAGGACGGAGGGCGCCGGCAGGGCUCAGGGACCCGCGGUGGGAGAGCGCGGGGCGGGGAAGGCGAGCGCCGCGGAGAUCCUCGACUUUCGCCCGCCCUCGGCCAGCGUCAACCCCACAAAUAGCCAAAGUUUUCAAACCAAAAUGGGGGGGGGAACGUUAAGAAACCCAGACACCCAACUGGUCCUCCCGACCUCCCGCACCCCGACCGAGCCUGGCUAACACUGAAGCGCUCCGGAAAACUGCGGUGUCGCAGUCAGUCACACGGCGGAUCAACACAACACUUUUCAAGAAAACAAAAU